This is a messenger RNA of Phytophthora nicotianae INRA-310, 192 nucleotides long. RefSeq lists its product as hypothetical. Lineage: Eukaryota; Oomycota; Peronosporomycetes; Peronosporales; Peronosporaceae. Bases 1 to 192 code for a protein of 63 amino acids. The record is from RefSeq and is a predicted model, not a curated record. The transcript has 2 exons.
AUGGCCACCAGCAGCAGCCCUGCAGCGAAGAAGAGGCUUAUCGACGCUAGCAUACGCCAUAGGAAACCUGCCGAUGUACGCGACAAGAUCCAAAACCUAGAGUCGAAGUACCGUACGGCUGCGGCCUGGCUGGCCAAUACGGGACAAGGCGUCACGGAUGAGAAGUCCAUUCGAUCUGCCCUCGUUAAAUGA